Molecule: messenger RNA, 2003 nt
Organism: Labrus bergylta (ballan wrasse)
Lineage: Eukaryota; Metazoa; Chordata; Actinopteri; Labriformes; Labridae
Source: RefSeq, a predicted model, not a curated record
AUUCAGAGGCCAAAGCAAAGGAAUGGCCCGAUCAUUAGCUUUAGACACACACAAAAGCAGCACAAACAUACUGUAAACACCCACAGUUCCAUAAAAACCUGAAGUACAUCGUGUUUUCUCAGAAGAAUCAGGACGCUUCACUGCCAGCAUCACAGAGCUGACUGGACCUUGUGUUUGACAGAGACAUCAUAUCAGCGGAGCAAAGGAAACUGAUGAAGGAUGAGUGCAUCUAGGUGGCCAAUCAUACCUCUGCUUCUCUACCUGUUCAGCUCAGCUACUUCAUCCCCGGUUUCCAUUUCCACAUCUGCUCCACCUCUUCCAUCACAAAUUUCACCUCCCUCUCCCCUUUCAACCAUGCUCCCAUCUCUACUGUCUCCUUCUCUUAGUGUCACUCCACCCAUCCCUUCCCUCUCCAGAAACAAUGCAGAGUUGACAGAAAAAGACUGGUGCUCUUUGACAAUUUCACCCUCAACCUUGGUGGUCAGGUUUGGGGAUCCAGUCACAGCCAACUGCUCCCUGCUGGGUGCAAGGAUGGGUUUUCUGUUUCUGGGUUGGACAGUCCCAAUGAAAGCUCCUGAAUCAACUCAUCAUCAUUUUCUAGUCUGGAGUGUGGACAGGAUGACCGAAUGGGGCAUCAAGCCUACGUGUUGGGUUGCAUCUGAUCAGACAGGACAGUGCGAAUUAAAGCUCCCUCUGGUAGUCUUUAAACCUCCGGAUAACGUAUCCAUCAGCUUUGUUAACCACACCGGGCCGAUGCUCGAGGGUUGUCAAUAUACUCUGCAGUGUAUAGUACAGGAUGUCGCUCCCGUUGAAAAACUUACUGUGACCUUCUACAAAGGAGAGACAAAACUGGCUCCAUUACAAUCCAUCAACACAAAUACAACUCCAGUGACUGAGAUCUUCACAUUGAAGAUCACUCCCACUAAAGAAGAUGAUGGAGUCCUUUACUGGUGUGAGGCCAUGCUAGAACUGGGACCUGCAGGACCUCGGCAUCCUCCAGUGGUGAGGUCACAAAAGCUCACUGCCACGGUCCUCUACGGGCCACAGAUUAUUUGUCCGACAAAACUUCAGGUGAGACAAGGAGAGCGCCUCAGCUGCGAGGUGAAGGGAAACCCUAAACCAUCAGUCACCUGGUUCAGAGACGGGCAGGUGUUUGCCUUGCCCAAUCACUCAAGCAGACAGCAUGAUGGGCAUUACACAGUCUCUGCAAAAGGACUAGGACAGAAAAACUUUACAGUAGAGGUGGAGGUCAUACCUGAUAGUGGAACUGCCAAGAGCUGUAACAGACUUUUCCUAUUGGCCAUCCUGCUUCUUCAGACAAUUAUCUGGCAGUAACACCUAAAAGAACCCGACAUGAUGCAUCUUCUCAUGCUGUAUUGAUUUAAGGUUCCUGCAGUGAAAAUUGUUUCUCUUCUCUUGAUCAAAUGAAUCUUUAUUUUUCUUUUGGUGUGUAUAGUCCUUGAUUUUUUAACACAAAACACUAAAAGCAGAUAAAUAUCCCUUUGUAGAUCUUGAGCUUCUGCCUGCAGGAACAUCUCAUGUUAUUUGACUGAACUGUCCAUUUAUUCUUCACAACAGCUGCUGUACAACUUUAAAAUAAUUGUUUUGUAAAUAUUAAUGAUCAACAAUCGGUUAUAUUUCUGUAAGCAUAGCGUUCUUCUCUCUUUCCUGUUUCUUUUAAGAGGAUGUUUGGACUGUUGAACCCUCUGCAAAACAAUCUUAGUCUCUCUCCGCUGUACUGUAGAUGCGUUUAAAUUUUUUUUAGUUUGAAGAAAAGUUCUGCGAGUUUACUUUAGAACCAGCUCCUCUUUCACUAAAGGUUAGGUUAUGUCUGCUGUAAAUUCAAAUGCUGAACUAUAUCAUCUCUCAAAGCAGUACUUUCUUGCUUUAAGCUUGAACUGCCAUGCUUGCACAAAUAUCAAAUAAAGUCCAAAUGAAACAUAGUAAAACAUUUCUGAAACAAUUAUGCCUUAGUUUCACAGAAUAAAGGUAGAUCAAAUCUU